This is a messenger RNA of Actinia tenebrosa (Australian red waratah sea anemone), 2575 nucleotides long. RefSeq names its product TNF receptor-associated factor 5. NCBI's taxonomy places the organism in Eukaryota, Metazoa, Cnidaria, Anthozoa, Actiniaria, Actiniidae. The record is from RefSeq and is a predicted model, not a curated record. Gene Ontology annotation, molecular function: zinc ion binding; protein binding.
GUAAUGAGAUGCACGCAUGCGUAAACGGUUGACGCUUCGUGUCUCUUGCAUCAACUACCACUUUGCAAACAUUGAAAGUACAUUGAAGUAGCAGAAGCUGACAUCCUAGACGUUUAUGAUGGGUUUUGAAACAAAACUGUUCGUAAGGAGCGUCGAUAAAAACCUAAUCUGUGCAAUAUGUCAUGRAGUAUUCAAUGACCCUUAUGGAUGCAAAGAUGGACAUUCCUUCUGUAAACAUUGUAUUACAAAAGAGCUAUUAUUAAAAAAAGAGAGGUGCCCGUUGGAUGGCAAAAGAGUGCAAGCAAAAGAUCUUGUACGUAACUUGAUCGUUUAUAAUCUGAUACAAAACUUAGAAGUCUGGUGCGAUCCGCCAGCAGGAGGAGCAGUAGAAAAGAUGAGCAAACAGGUUAGAGCGAGUUUGGGCGUGCGAAAACUUUCAGAAAGUCUUGUACAGAAAUGUGAAUGGAAAGGAGAGCUACAGUCGCUGGCAAAACACAGAGAAGAUUGUCUUUUCCAACAUGUACAAUGUCCUAAUGAAAACUGCAAGGAAACAAUACAAAGAAAAGACAUGUACGACCAUGACACGAAAUGCAAACACAAAGUGAUGAAAUGCAAUAAAUGUAGAAAGCAAUUGUUCCGACAUCAGCUCGAAGAUCACUCAGCUAAUGAAUGUCCCGAAACACUUAUCCCCUGUCCUAACAAUUGUAUGGAGCAAGAACAAAUCCAAGAGAUAAAAAGAGUUGAUUUAGACCACCAUCUAAAAAACAUCUGUGCGAAGACAAUACUAGAAUGUCCCUUCAAGGAAAAUGGAUGUUUAGCCCAAGUUGAACGACAACAUGUCGAUAAACACGUACAAGAUAACAUGGCUGCACACAUGAUGUUACUGGCCAAACAAUGUUCAUCGCUCACACAACAGAAUUCAUUCCUUACCAAACAAAACACGAUACUUACUCAAAAGAAUGAAGCCUUAGAAGAAAGUUUAAGACGAGUUGAGAAGAUAAACUCCAGCUACGAGUGGACAAUAAACGACUUUCCUACCCUAUGUAUGAAACACACCAAUGGAUCUGCCUUCACAAGCCCUAUUUUCUGGCUGCUUGGCCACAAACUUAAUUUUCUAGUCUAUCCAAAUGGGAUAAAUGAAGAGGCUGUGGGAUGGCUGUCGCUGUAUCUCGAAUUCAGUGAAGAAUAUCCAAAGUCUCGCAAAUUCAUUAACAAGAUAACCAAUGUUGAUAAUGCAGCAACUGUUAUAUACAGGUUGUCAGUGAAAAGCAUAGAACCUGAAACUGAUGAUGUCUCCCGGGAAGCACCUCAUGUUUUAAAAGAGCCAGCAGUAAGCUUGGGAUGGUCUAAGAUGAUAGAUGCAUUCGAAGCGCGUUAUUCUGGAGCCUACUGUAACAGUACCAAUGAUAGUCUAACCAUCCAAUGUACAAUACAGAUAGAUAAACCACAAUAGGUUCCAUGUUACACAGAUGAUGUACUUUCUAGAGCCUACUGUAACAGUACCAAUGGUAGUCUAACCAUCCAAUGUACAAUACAGCAGUUUUUGUAUUCUCCGUAAUAGAAUCUAUUCAUUAGCCAAUGAGAAACAAGAAUCGUGCAACCAGGUCACCAGAGCGCAAGUUCAGCUAGUUUUCGCUCAAUCUCGUACCCAGAGGCUGUGCUUUCUAACGGCCGGCGGCGAAAAACGAGCGCUCUGAAAUUAUCCAUUUUUUGAGACCAGGAUCUCUUGGAUAUUCGGUGGUUUCUGGCCUGCGGCGAAGAACGAGGGCUUUGGCAUAAUCCAAUAUUUAAGACCAGGAUAAGAUAUCAGAGCAAUUGCGUUAAAGGACUUGCAUAAGAAUUUAAAAAAUAUGUUCCCGUUUUCUAAUUUUUUCUUCUUUUUGAUCGAAAGUUGACACAGAAGUCAAUUUUAAAGCAUGGUUUGCAAUUAUUAUAUUUGACUUCAGGAAAACUGCGCAUGCUCCAAAAAUGGAUUAUGCCAGAGCCCUCGUUCUUCACCGCAGGUCAAAAGAAACGCAGGCUCUGUGUACGAGAUUGGUCUUAAUAUUCACUGCCUUUUUUGCAAUUUUUGAAUUAUUACUCAAAUUAACUAACGUUAAUUGUAAAUAUUCACAUUAGAAAAUGUAAUCCUUUUUGAUGAAUGCAUUAGAAUAGUCUUACAGUUGCAACUUUUAUAUUGUUGUGAACUACACGUAAGAGUAAAAAUGGCUUUAAUUUAAAGUUGUAAAGCUGAAUAUAUAGUAAUGCUUUUUGAAUGGUGUGUUCUGCUCUUUAUAAUGUCACUAAAGAUAUUGCUCAGAAGCUUUUAUUUUAGCUGUUUGAUAGCUAAUAGUUUAUAAUCUUAUAAUAAGGUCUAAGCUUAAUUUGCGGGGCUUCUCUUAGCUUAUCCAAUUGCCCUAUAUCACUAUGACGUCACAUCAAAACAAUCUAUUGUUUUAACGCUAAGGAUCAUGGUCGCCUAGAGGGGGCAAAAUAGCAGCAAAACGAAUGAAAUCACAAUAAGAAUGGUUAAUUAGACGGGGAUAAGGUGAUAACAGAUAAAUGUUGUACUAAAUAUCCCGAACCAAAAAAAAAA